AUGAAGCAAAGGUUCUCUUCCCUCGAUGUUAAGGUCGUUGCUCAUGAACUUAGCCAGAGCUUGACCUCACUUCGAGUCGCCAAUAUUUACGAUCUGUCGACGAGGAUAUUUCUUUUCAAAUUCGCGAAACCAGGGACAAAAAAGCAGCUGCUCAUAGACAUCGGGUUUCGUUGCCACACGACGGAAUUCGUUCGCACGACAGCAGGAACACCAUCUGCGUUUGUUUGUCGACUGCGCAAGGCCCUCAAAACACGACGCCUUACUUCGGUUUCCCAAAUAGGAACUGACCGCAUCCUUGAAUUUCAGUUCAGUGAUGGGCAAUACAGGCUUUUCCUCGAGUUUUUUGCGAGCGGAAACGCAAUUCUCACCGACGUUGACCUUAGAAUAUUGGCACUGUAUAGAAAUGUGUCUGAAGGCGAAGGUCAGGAGUCUCAGAAGGUCGGACUGCUAUAUUCCCUCAAGAGUAGACAAAAUUUCUUCGGAAUACCAGAUCUUUCGCAAGACAGAGUCCGUACUGCACUAGCAGCGGCCAUCGAAAAGGUAUCAACUACAAAAGCUGCCAGUUCAAAUCGGACCCCGAAACAAGGAGACACACUCCGAAAAUGCUUAGCUGUGUCGAUUACAGAAUUGCCUCCGAUCUUACUUGAUCACACACUACAGUCAAACCACUUUGACAGUUCCCUCGAACUGAAGGCAAUCUUGAACGAUGCUAGUCUUCUUAGCAGUCUGACCGAGAAUCUGCGCGAAGCAAGAGAGUUUCUUGAUUCCAUUACAUCACAUUCACGCUGUACCGGCUUCAUAUUCGCGAAGAAGCCGGUGCAGGAUCAGAGCCUGCAGGAACAGGACGGAGGCAGCAAGGCGAAACUACGCUUGCUUUACGACGAUUUUCAUCCAUUCGUACCGACAAAAUUCGAAAAGAACGAUGACAUCGAGAUUCUCCGGUUUGAGGGAUACAACCGCACAGUCGAUGAAUUUUUCUCGUCCCUGGAAGGCCAAAGACUAGAAAGUCGCCUGAUGGAAAGAGAAGCAGCUGCUCAAAGAAAGAUCGAUGCGGCGAGGCAAGACCAAGAAAAUAGAAUCAGGGGACUGCAAACUGCACAACUUGAUAAUUUUCGAAAAGCAGCUGCGAUCGAGGCGAACAUUGAGCGAGUCCAGGAGGCCAUGGAUUCCAUCAAUGGUCUCUUAAAUCAAGGAAUGGACUGGGUGGACAUCGGAAAGCUUGUUGCACGAGAGCAAAAGAAAAACAAUCCUGUCGCGACUUUGAUAUGCCUGCCCUUGAACCUCGUUGAUAAUGUCAUUUCUGUCCGCCUAAGUGAAGAGGAUGAUGUUGCAAGCGAGGAUGAAGAACCUUACGAAACAGACGACAGUGAUGUCAGAUUUGAGGACGAUCUGGACACGACUGAAAGUGGACUGAAGAACUCGGAUAAAACGAUUGUUGUUGAGUUGACCCUGAAUCUUAGUCCUUGGAGCAAUGCACGAGGAUACUACGACCAACGAAAAAACGCUGUCGUAAAAGAAGAGAAGACUCAACUUCAGGCGGACAAAGCUAUCAAGAGCACCGAGCAUAAGGUCAAACAAGACUUGAAGAAAGUUUUGAAGCAAGAGAAGGCGCUACUGCAGCCUAUCCGAAAUCCCAUGUGGUUCGAGAAGUUCUAUUGGUUCAUCUCUUCUGACGGCUACCUUGUUCUUGGUGCCAAGGACAAAUCACAGGCAGAAUUGUUAUAUCGACAACAUUUGCGUAGCGGCGAUGCCUUCUGCCAUGCCGACGCGAGCAACGCUGCGAUUGUUGUCGUAAAAAAUAAUUCGAAAACGGCAGAUGUACCAAUUGCACCCGCUACCCUUGCUCAGGCUGGACAGCUGAGUAUCUGCUCGUCCGAAGCAUGGGAUUCCAAAGCGGGCAUCGGCGCUUGGUGGGUUAAUUCAAAUCAAGUAUCGAAGUCAACUUCUACAGGGGACAUACUACAACCAGGCAACUUCAAUAUCAGUGGAGAGAAAAACUUUUUGCCGCCGGGACAACUCGUGCUCGGUCUCAGUGUCCUAUUUAAAAUCAGCGAAGAGAGCAAAAUUCAUCACAACAAGCAUCGCAUCCCAGACGAGCCCGCCGUCAGCGAUGCCCCUAGAAAAGAAACUUACCCAAACUCCGAACAAGAGGCAACUACCAAUGAUAUUCAACCAGCCGCUUCUACUGCGAAUGGUAGUAACGAGUCUGAUAAAGAAGAUGAAGUCGAUCAUGAAGAUGAUGAAGAGCAGUCCACGAGGUCCAAUCCUUUGCGGGCGGGAGAUAUUCAGCUGGAUUCGCCUGACCUUGAUACGCAUGACGGAGAUGGCUAUCAACCAGCAUCCAAUCCGGCUGCUUUGGAUGCUCAUGAGGAGAGCGACGCAGACGUUGACGGGCCAAAUGCUAACCAAUCGGAUGACGAUAUGAUCGAACACUCCACAGACAGAAACAGUCUUGUCAGAUUUUCAGCGAGGGAAAGUGCAAUAUCUGAGCCUAAUAAGCUCAAGAGAGGCCAAAGAGGAAAAGCCAAGAAGAUCGCUGCCAAGUACAGAGAUCAGGAUGAGGAGGACCGUGCUGCUGCUGAGGCGCUGACUGGUUCUACUGCAGGCAAACAUAAAGCUGAAGCAGAAGUGCAGGCAAAACUGAAGCGCGAGCACGACAUGGAGCAGGCAAAAGCGAGACGCCAUGCCCGGCACGAGAGGAGACAGAAAGAAGUAGCUGAACAUGAAGAGAAGAGACGUGCGAUUUACGACGGCUUGGAUCCUGAAGGAGACGAGGCGGAGGAACAGUGGGCACCAAUCGAUUUACUCGUUGGCACACCGCGUCCUGGCGACGAAAUUUUAGAGGCUGUAACAGUCUGUGCUCCUUGGGCUGCCCUCAGCCGAUCUAAAUACAAGUUCAAGCUGCAGCCUGGCACUGUCAAGAAGGGUAAAGCAGUGAAGGAGCUGCUGGAGCGUUGGAGAGCAGACGCGGGCAGGAAAAGCGCUUUGGAUGAGAAGAGCACGGACACUGAAAAGAUGUGGCCAAGAGAGGUAGAGCUUAUCAAACUUUUGAAGCCAGAGGAAAUUAUCAACGCUGUCCCUGCCGGUCGAGUUCGCCUAGUUAUUGUUGGCGCAAACUCUGGCUCUGGCAAGGCGGGACGUGGCUCCGGGGGUAAAACAUAUGCAAGAGGUAGCAAAAAGGGUAAAUAA
Molecule: messenger RNA, 3189 nt
Organism: Beauveria bassiana ARSEF 2860
Lineage: Eukaryota; Fungi; Ascomycota; Sordariomycetes; Hypocreales; Cordycipitaceae
Product: DUF814 domain-containing protein
Exons: 3
Coding region: 1-3189 (1062 amino acids)
Biological process (GO): rescue of stalled cytosolic ribosome; ribosome-associated ubiquitin-dependent protein catabolic process
Cellular component (GO): RQC complex
Molecular function (GO): tRNA binding; ribosomal large subunit binding
Source: RefSeq, a predicted model, not a curated record